Messenger RNA from Penicillium pulvis, 839 nucleotides. RefSeq names its product bifunctional phosphatidyl-N-methylethanolamine N-methyltransferase/phosphatidyl-N-dimethylethanolamine N-methyltransferase. Gene Ontology annotation, molecular function: S-adenosylmethionine-dependent methyltransferase activity. The record is from RefSeq and is a predicted model, not a curated record. Lineage: Eukaryota; Fungi; Ascomycota; Eurotiomycetes; Eurotiales; Aspergillaceae. The coding region runs from base 103 to 708 and encodes 201 amino acids. Gene Ontology annotation, biological process: phosphatidylcholine biosynthetic process. The transcript is spliced from 5 exons.
AGCUUGCGAUCUUCCGCUUCUUCUCUUUCCUCAACCCAGUUUCCCCCUCUUUUUCACGCACCUCGGUUUCCUCCCGUCUGUCUUCCCUCACGCACCUCCAUCAUGGCUACUCUCACCGACAUUGUCGAUUUGUCGUCCACCUCACUAUUGUUGUCCGCGGCCAGCAUUGCCUUCAAUCCCAUUUUCUGGAACAUUGUUGCCCGUGCAGAAUACAACAACCAUGUCCUGACUCGCAUCUUCGGUGGAGCCUACAGGGGGUGCUAUGCUCUUGCUUUCGCCAUCUUCUCCCUAGGUAUCUUGCGUGAUCAUUUGUACCAAGUCGCUCUGGAUGAGCAGCCUUUCUACGCUCCCGUACACCAGCCCAUUAUCGGUGGCAUUCUAUUUGUGGUGGGCUCCGUGUUGGUCCUGUCUAGCAUGUGGGCCCUUGGCGUGACCGGAACUUACCUGGGUGACUACUUCGGCAUUUUGAUGGAUGCCCCCGUCACUGGCUUCCCGUUCAACGUGACUGGUUCGCCGAUGUACUGGGGAAGUACCAUGAACUUCUUGGGAGUCGCUCUGUACAAGGGUCGUGUGGCCGGUCUAUUGUUGACGGCCCAGGUCUUUGUGCUGUACUGGUUCGCUCUGCAGUGGGAGGACCCCUUUACUGCUGAGAUCUAUGCCAAGCGUGAGCGUGAGCGUGCCAAGAAGCAGGGAGGCAAGAAGCAGUAAAUGCAGUGCAUGUAUAAUAGGGUUGGCUGGGACUUUCAACAUCCACGAUCCGCACAUGACAACUUCUCGGCCAGAACGAGAUAUAACAGCCCGAACCCCUUAAACCCGAAAAGCUACAUUCCGGGGGGGGG